AUGGCUCCCGGGGAGGGCGGGACGCCGCUGUCGCGCGACGGGAGCGCGCUCUUCGCGCCCGUGCGCGACCACCUGGAGGGCUUGCGGGAGCAGCUCGCGGGGCUGUUGCUGGAGAGGCAGUUGCUCGAGGAGCAGCUCAACAGGAACUGUCGGUCGGCCUUGGGCGGGCUGUGGGACCUGCAGGUUCACCGUUGGGUGGCGGAGCCGACGGAUGGUCUGCUGAAGCAGGCGCUGCACAACCAGUGGCCUGCCCUGGACGUGAUGCGGGCCGUCGUCGUGGAAGGCCGCCUGGAGAAAAUGUGGGACCUCCAGCUAUGGCUCAGCAUGAUCCUCGACAGCGCCCAGCAGCACUGGGGCACGGUCGCAGAGGAGGCGCGGCAGAUGGGGGAGAGGCUCGCGGUGCAGGCGAAGCAGCUGUCCGUGAACGCGCGCACCCUCGACGCGCGCGCGGAGGUGUUGCUCGGCCUCCUCGCCCGCACUCCCGGGUUCGAGUCGCGCGCGCAGGGCGUGCUUGCGAACCUGCGCGGUGGCCUGGAGGCCCGCGGGCAGCGAGGCUUCGACUCGGUCUUCUCCCCAAUGUCCAAGGUGCACGGUCUGCUUCAGCGGGUCACGGUUAUCGCGACCCGCGUGGAGGAGAGCGCGGGCUCGUUGGCUGCCGAGAUGGAGCCAGACUGGUGCGGCGGCACGGGCGAGGAUGUGCCAGCGGAGGUCGCCGCGGUAUCCGAGGAGAAUUGCCGGCGGCUCGCGGCCUGGGCGCGGGGGCUGGAACACAAGAUGAGCCAUUGGCUCGCCAGCAGCGCCCUCGACGCCUUUCGCUCCGUGGCGCGCUGGCAGCUGGACGCGGCCGCCAACCUGACCGCUGCCGCGGAGUUGCUGAGGUUGCUGUGGGGCGCUUCCGAAGGCCUCCUUGGCGACGGCGCGCCCCCCGUAGCCACGGGGGGCCUUGGCGUCGGGGACAACCCGGAGGAGCCGACCGUCCUCCUUGACUCCAGCAACCUGGAGGACUCCGUGAGGCUACUCGAGGAGGACGCGGAGCACUUCACCCCUGGCGUCGGCGCCACCGCGGACGCGGCCCCACUGCCGAGGCGCCUCAGCGACACCGCCAGGCUGCUGGCGGACGGACGGCCGAACCAGUACGUGGCGCCGCCGCAGCGCCCGGCGCCGGAGCCGCGCGGCGAGCCGCUGGGCCGCAGGCUGAUGGGCCUGAUGAGGCUCUGCGUGCGCUUCCAGUGGCUGACGGACAUGAUGAGCCUGACGGCCACCAACUGGUUCGAUAGGGUGCGCAGGAGGGGUGAUGGGCUGCUCCGCGUGUCCUCGCGCAUCGAGGCGGACCAGCGGGCCCUGCACGAUUCGCUGCAGACGCUGCCAGAGUACCGCCGCCUGGCUUUCGAGGAGAUACACGAGGCAGGGCACUGGGGCAAGGGAAACUCGGGCGGAGGGUCCAACCCCACGCGCACGUGGGCGGUGGCGCGCGGUCUCGUGGAGAUCCUGGCGCAGUAUCCGCCCGGCGGCGCCCUGUCCGUGCUCGACAUCGGCUGUGGCUGGGGUGAGUGGCUGCCGGAGCAGCUCCGCAGAGCCAUGGCCGCGGGGACGAUCCGCAGGGACCUGAGCUACGUGGGUGUGGAGAUCGCCUCCCAGCCCGUGCAGCACCUGCGGGCCGUGUCCAGCUCCUGGGCCCUCGGCCGUUGGCGCUUCGAGGUCGCCGACGCCGUCAGCGACGCGCUGCCCGCGGGCGCGGACGUCGCGGUCGUGAGGCACGUCUUCCAGCACCUCACCACCGCGGACGCGCUCACCUUGCUACGCAACCUGCGGCAGGCGCGGCCGCGGUAUUCCGGGCCUCCCAGGCUCCCCGAACGUGGACCUGAGCACGGUGGGCGGCUCCUCGGCCUUCGCCAACGUGGGCCCAGGCAGGGCCCACCAGUUCCAUCCAACUAUGACCUUCGGUCGCCUCCUUUUGCCCUGCCGGAGCCUGACCGGGUCGUCCUGGACCUCAACACCACCAACUCUGGCGAGGCCAAGGAUCCAGAGCAGAUGCUGCUCUACCCCGUGGAUGCAUUGGACGUGCUCGGCUAG
Prorocentrum cordatum is the source of this 2073-nucleotide messenger RNA. NCBI's taxonomy places the organism in Eukaryota, Dinophyceae, Prorocentrales, Prorocentraceae. The record is from the annotation of a GenBank genome assembly.